AUGGGAAGCUGUGGUGGAGACCAAAAGUCUCCACACAUUACGCUUGAGAGAGAUCCAGGAAAAAUGGCAUGGUUAGCGAGAUCCAUUGCGAAUUCUCUGAAGAUCGAUGAAGAUGAAGAUGACGAAAAGCAAACGAUUAAGUCCGAUUCGGUUGAAGAUUCCGGUUCCGAUCAACCGUCUUCGCCGUCGGUGUUGCAAUCACAGUCUCCACGAGGCGUGAAGGAAGAUAUCUCUGAACUCACAAAGACUUUUAGAAGUCAGCUAUGGGGUGUGGCUUCUUUCCUCGUCCCACCGCCUGCUUCUUCCGAUCAUCCGGAGGAAAAUCAGACGGACGGUCAUGCGGAGGAGACUCGGAAAUCAUCGGAUCUCGGUGAGGGUGAUGAGAAUCUGAUUGCUGGGAUCAGGAGUGAUUUCGUGGAGAUCGGAGGUAGAGUCAGGACGGGGAUCUCGAAGCUCUCCGGAAACUUACCGGUGUCGGAGUUUACAAAAAUCGCUUCGAAUUUCUUGCAACUGGGCGCGGAUUCGAAAGAGCACGAUGUUGGAGAUGCAAUCGGCGUGACGGAGGAAGUAGUUGCGUUUGCGAGGGAUCUUGCUCUGCAUCCCGAGACAUGGCUUGAUUUCCCUUUCCCUGACGAGGACAAAGACUUUGAUGACUUUGAAAUGACUGAUGCUCAAUACGAGCACGCGUUGGCCGUGGAUAGGCUUGCAUCGAGUCUUGCUGCUUUGAGGAUUGAGCUUUGCCCAUCAUACAUGAGCGAGAAUUGCUUCUGGAGGAUUUACUUUGUCCUUGUGCAUCCUUUAUUCAGCAAACAUGAUGCUUUGCUUCUCUCAACUCCUCAGGUACUUGAAUCAAGAGCACUGUUAUCCCAUGAGCUGCUGCAUAAGAGAAACAAAGCUACAGCAAUGGUGCCGCCAGAGAGUAGUGAUGAAGAAGCUGCUAGUGCGAAUGUGGAACCACUUUCUUCUUUACCCACUAAUCCUUCACCUGAACCAAAACUAGAACCAGAAGCAGUCAAAACCGUCACUGUGGAAGCAAUACAUUCGAUUGAGACAUUUGACUUUGAGACGGAGAAGCACCCAAUCGAGAGCAAGGAGGUACAAGUUGUCGACAAGCCUGUGAUCGAAGAAACACCACGCCAGGACAAGCCGGUGCUGAUCCCAGUCACUGGUACUUCACCUAGAGUGAUUGAUGUGCAAGUCGAUGAUGAUGCUGAUGAUUGGCUGAAGGAUGAAGAUAAUGCAGGAACUGUUAGCUCCUCCACCGGGUCAGCCACCAAACAUCUUGUGGAUGAGGAUGAAGAUGUAUCGUUCAGUGAUCUUGAAGAAGAUGACGAGGAUGUGCCUGUGAGUUACAAGAAAUGACUCAUGAAUCCUCCUCAGACCCUAAGAACUUAACCUUUUAAAUGCUGCCUCUGGAAGAAGAAUGUGCCACGGCCGGUCAGGUAAGCGAGGAGAAGAAAGAAAUAGACGAUGGGCUUGAAUGUUGAUGAGUGAUGACGAAUAUUGAAAAGCUAUAUUGUGACCCUAUCCGUUUAUUACAUUUAUGUUUGUGAAUAGCUCUUUGUACACCGUCUUCUUACAAAAAAAUACCUGGCUUGUAAAUAAACAGCACCAUCUAUGAUGAUGAUGCAAAAAUGUUAGAUAUUCCUAUAAACCGUUGAUCAUAUAAUCCUUUUGAAAUUAGGGGGUUACUCAUUGAAAUGUUUUAUUAAAUUUUGAUGAAGUUAUGUAUAGUACGAGUA
This is a messenger RNA of Thlaspi arvense, 1742 nucleotides long. The record is from the annotation of a GenBank genome assembly. Lineage: Eukaryota; Viridiplantae; Streptophyta; Magnoliopsida; Brassicales; Brassicaceae.